Ceutorhynchus assimilis (cabbage seed weevil) is the source of this 291-nucleotide messenger RNA. The record is from the annotation of a GenBank genome assembly. NCBI's taxonomy places the organism in Eukaryota, Metazoa, Arthropoda, Insecta, Coleoptera, Curculionidae.
AUGGCUUCGUACGGAAACAUCGAACAAUUCAACGUAAACGAACCAAAGGGUUGGGAGUCCUACGUCGAACGUAUGACUUUCUAUUUUUCGGCCAACGAUAUUGCAGAUGAGGCUAAGAAAUUAGCAAUUUUCCUUAGUUUGUGUGGACCUCACACUUGCGAAAUCCUGAGAUCUUCGCUUGCGCCGGAUAAGAACUACACUGGGGGCAAAUGGCUCAUAAUAGAAUUGGCUAAGGAGAAUUGGGAAAAGUCUUCAUCCAAUGCUGAAGAAGAAGAGUUGAAGAACAGAUGA